Molecule: messenger RNA, 3763 nt
Organism: Solea senegalensis (Senegalese sole)
Lineage: Eukaryota; Metazoa; Chordata; Actinopteri; Pleuronectiformes; Soleidae
Product: receptor-type tyrosine-protein phosphatase R-like
Exons: 17
Coding region: 250-2400 (716 amino acids)
Biological process (GO): protein dephosphorylation
Molecular function (GO): protein tyrosine phosphatase activity
Source: RefSeq, a predicted model, not a curated record
GAACCACAGCCUCCACCUGACCUCCAGUCCUCACAUGGUAAAACUCUCCGCUUCUCCCCGGAGCUGCAGCUGCUGCACAGCGGCUGCCCCUCCGUCACUCAGGCCGCUGUAGGCGCCGCUCAGGGCGGGGAGGACGGAGCGUGUGAGCCGCUGAAAGACGCGCAGACUGAAGACACACAGACAGACACAGACACACGGAGGACAGCGGCUGUUUGUGGUUCGUUAAUCACCGCAGCUGCGAGGAGGAAGAUGAAGGACGGUGUCACCAUGUUUGUGCUGCUCGCGCUCAUGUGGACGCAGCUGCUGCUCUCAGAAUCGUCCUCUGGCGACCACGAGCUGCGUCUCCUCCCUUCACGCCGCUCCGGUGACCUCUCACCUCAGGAGGAUGUGGACGAAUCCGAUCUCCAACACCCCCACCAUCAUCAUCAUCAUCGUCAUCAUCAACAUCGCCUCCCCCGCCACCGCCACCACCCGCCUCCUCUCAGGUUUGGUGACACGCUUCCGGCUGCGCUUUUGGAUUCCCGCUUUCGCCCGGAGCGACGCGACGGCACUCAGCGGACGCUCGACCUGCUCGCGCGGCCGCAUCAGGAGGUGCGGCCGGAGCACGCCACCGUCUCCGCACGGCACCUGGUCACCGUGUACUUGGCGGUGGACGUGCGGAGGCUAAACGUCAGUCUUCUUCGUUGGUUUCGCGACGGUGUAGCCGCGGCGCUCAGCGUUCCUGCGGGGCACGUUCACAUCAACCGACUGAAUGAGGAGAAGAAUGGCAUCGAGCUCUUUGUGUCCUCUGAUAGGCCGGGUGUCUCCGAGCCCCGCCCCGCGGACGAGGUCAUCCAGUCGCUGAACGUCAGGGUCCUUCACCAUCACCUGGGACACUUUGGCAUCACUGAGGUCUCCACUGAGAAGAACGUCCUGCAGGGGGAGCAGAGGGACCAUGUGUGGAGCAGAGAGGGUUUUUACACCUUCUUCCUCUUCUUCACCGUCUUCGUCAUAGUCGUCACCUGCUUGAUGGUUUUGUACCGACUCAAGGAGAAGGUCCAGGUUUCUGAGAGACGCCUGAAAGCCCUGCCCCCUGACCUCCACCUGACCUUGACCAUCCCUCCAGACUCCGCCCACAGGUCAAAGGGCACCAAGGUUCUCACGUCAGGAAGCAUGGUCCAGGCUGAGCUCCCUCCAUCUUUAGCCACGCCCAUUUCCCAGCAGCAGAAACAGCAGCCAAUCAUAGCCUGCCGCCGCCUCGCUCCACCUGUCGUCCCUCUGUCCAGCUCCGCCCCCACUGACUCUGUCGUCAACUGCGACAGCCACACCCUGCCUCCCAGUGUUGCCCUGGUGACCGCCAAUAACGAGCUAAAGCCCUGCCCCUCCCCCUUCAGGAUGAAACCCGCCGCAGGACUGCAGGAAAGACGCGGCUCAAACGUGUCUCUGGUGUUGGACAUGUCGUCCCUGGGCUCGGUGGAGCCUCUCAUUGUCCCCGUGGUCACUCCCAGAGAGUCUGCAGCGAGGGAGUACCUUCUGUCCGCCGGACGACCCCUGACGAGACAGCGGCUGAGAGACGUCGUCCACAACACGCAGACGCUGCACACGGAGUUCACUGAAAUUCCCAUGAACUUCAUCGAUCCCAAAGAGCUGGAUAUUCCAAACCACGGGACCAAGAACAGAUACAAGACCAUACUGCCCAAUGCCCACUCGAGAGUGACCCUGAAGUCCAAGAGCUGCAACGACCUGCUCGGCUCCUACAUCAAUGCUAAUUACAUACGGGGUUACCGUGGCGACGAGAAGGCGUUCAUCGCCACGCAGGGACCCAUGGUGAACACGGUCAAUGACUUCUGGCUGAUGGCGUGGCAGGAGGAGGCUCCGGUCAUCGUCAUGAUCACCAAACUGAAGGAGAAGAACGAGAAGUGCGUUCUGUAUUGGCCGGAGAAGAGAGGCAUCUACGGGAAGGUUGAAGUGCUGGUGAACAGCGUCAGAGAGUGUGAACACUACACCACGCGCAGCCUCACACUCAAGUGUGGGAAUCAAACCCGUGUGCUGCAGCAUUACUGGUACACGUCGUGGCCCGACCAUAAAACCCCCGACUCGGCGCUGCCGCUUCUGCAGCUGAUGGACGACGUGGAGACGGACAGACGGAACGCCGCCGCACUGGGACCAGUUAUUGUCCACUGCAGUGCCGGGAUUGGCCGGACCGGCUGUUUCAUCGCCACGACGAUAGGCUGUCGGCAGCUGCAGUCGGAGGGAGUGGCCGACGUUCUGAGCAUCACGUGCCAGCUCCGAGCAGACCGAGGUGGCAUGAUCCAGACGGGGGAGCAGUACGAGUUUGUGCACCACGCGCUGAGUCUCUACGAGGCCCGCCUCCCCGCUGAAACCGACCAAUCAGGCGAGUCCUCAGCAGGUAUGAUCUGAUAUUUGGGAUUUUCUUACCGAGACUUAACGAGGGAUUCCGGAGGAGGUCUUUAAACUAUAAAGGACAACCAGAGAGGAAGGAAAGGAAACGGGGAAAGGUUAUAUACUGGAAAAUGGAACGUGUCUGUUCUUCUUCUCCACUGCUUUCUUCUUCUUCUUCUUCGUCUUCGUCUUCUUCUUCUUCGUCUUCGUCUUCUUCUUCUGCUGCUUCUUCAGUGGAGACGUUUGGGAGACCUGUCCUCUUCGGUCGACUGUUGGACUGUCUUUUCUAACUAACUGUCCCGUUUACCUCUCUGUCAUCAUGGAGACGUCCUAGUUUGACUGGAAAACAUCGAUGGUACUUUCUUCAAUAACACUGUUGUGUUUGUGUGUCUUAUAGAGUUUUACAAUUAUUUUUCGACAUGAUGGUGUUCUUCUUCUUCUUCUUCUUCUUCUUUUUCUUCUUGUAUGAAAAGGACAAUUUGGAAAAUGACUGUUUUGCUUGUUGCACCUUUGGUUGAGCGACAGUAGUUCUGCUGACCUGUACCCUGCCCAAAUCUGACCCAAAUAUGUCUUGUUAAUUUCUAAUUUAAUCCAACACUCACCAUCUCAAUCCCUUUAUAACUAGCUCUUAAUUAUUUCCUUAGCUCAGAUACAAAAAACAAAGUGUUUGAAUCAGAUUUAAAUGUAUGACCUUAAUCCAAGAAUAUAGGAGCGAUACCAAACCACAACUUAAUUGUUUAUCACUGAUAAAGUAUUAAUUAACUUCUGGUUAACAUUUUGCGUAUUUAAAGGCAUUUUUACAAACUUUAAAUCUUUCAAAUUUGAGGCGAAAAUGAGCCAAAUAGGUUAACAUUCCUUUCUAAUAUAUUGUAUCAGCAGCUUUGCUAUUUCGUUAAACCAUGGAGCUAACGUUAGCUAGCUAACAAAACUGACAUUUGUGCUAUUUCACACUCAGUUUUCCACUGAGUGCACUAUUCCAAUACUUUCUACUAAAUGUUAGCCUGUGGCCUGGUUAACUUAUACUUAACUUUGAGAGAGAUUAGGUUGCAGAUGGAACUACCUCCAGCCUUACAAAACAUGCUUAAAAGCUAACAGACCAAUGUAGUAAUAAUAAUAACAUAAAUACUGUCCUGCCAAGCUAGUUAUUUUAGUAAAGAAACCCCAUAGAGGCUUAUGCUAGCAUUAGUAGCACCAUGUUAAUAAAAACCUGAAUGCUAAUUUAUAAUCUUAUGCUAAUGCUUGCAUACUAUGCUAAUGCAGGAUUAUUCAUUAGUUUUAGUUUUGAUUUGUUUUGACUUUUUUGUUUAAGUUAUUAAAUAGUCUUUAGAACAUGUUUGCUAGUUUUUAUAUUUUGGAGUAUUUGGCACAUUUUUACUACAAU